Messenger RNA from Racocetra fulgida, 158 nucleotides. The record is from the annotation of a GenBank genome assembly. Lineage: Eukaryota; Fungi; Glomeromycota; Glomeromycetes; Diversisporales; Gigasporaceae.
ACUCACUUGAUUGUUUUGAGGAAUAUCAUCAAUCAAAGAAUAAAGUUCAAGUAGUUAAAUAUUCGAUAAUUGCAAUGCUAUUAAGAACAGGCGAAAACAUUAGGUAUUUGCAAAUAGAAGAAAUUAACAAUAAAUCAGAAGAAAUUACUAAUGUCAGG